Messenger RNA from Haemonchus placei, 201 nucleotides. Lineage: Eukaryota; Metazoa; Nematoda; Chromadorea; Rhabditida; Trichostrongylidae. The record is from the annotation of a GenBank genome assembly.
AUGGCGCCGUUGCCUCUCCGUGGCCGCCGACGAGACUAUUUCCUGCCUAUUGUAGCGGCUGCUGCUAAGACGUCAGUGGCCAACAACCAUCAUGAACGGGGACGAACGAAAGCAGCAGCAGUCAAGCUGUCAGAAGAUUUAUCAUUCAAUUGGAUAUUAUUCAUUAUAGCCGCGGCAACGCCUCAUCUUCGCCUCAUUUGA